Messenger RNA from Neurospora hispaniola, 1381 nucleotides. RefSeq lists its product as uncharacterized. The transcript has a single exon. The coding region runs from base 111 to 1262 and encodes 383 amino acids. NCBI's taxonomy places the organism in Eukaryota, Fungi, Ascomycota, Sordariomycetes, Sordariales, Sordariaceae. The record is from RefSeq and is a predicted model, not a curated record.
AUGCCAACCGAGACUGCGGGUAUAAAUGAUGCCAUGCUGGACGUUCCAAGGAUGUACACUCCUCAUCACUCACCCAGCUCUCCACCCCCCUUGUACAUAAUUUGAGCAGCAUGGCCUCCCACGCUCCCUCUCACUUAUCAGCUGAGUCCGAAUCUCCCACACUCAGAAGCCUGCUUUCCUUGUUCGGUGCUGGACCGGCGCACCAAAAGUCCGAAUCUGUGACCGUGGGAAAGGACGAUGAGGCUGUCCUAGGACGGCUUCCUCUUUUUCCCGCCGCCGAUUUUUUCGAAAACGUAUCAGCAGUCGGCAAAGUAAUUUGGGCCUUCGCCAAAGAUGACCUCUUCACUGCCACGCUACCCAACGCCAUCUUCGGCAUCACAGCAGCCAUCGCUGAUGCAUACCUCCGCGGCAAGGCUUUCGAAGGCGCGGGCCCUACCUUUCCCGAGAUAAUUACCAGACUCCCACUCACCUACUUCUUCAACUUCUACGCCCUACUCAUCUUUAAUCUCGGCAACCAGCGGCCCCAGGAGGGGUCCAUUGCCAACGAGCGCUUCAACAACGACAAGAAGCCUUGGAUGCCUUUCCCGCCCUCCUCCGGCAAGACCGUCACAACGCCCGAGCAGAUCCGCCGCAUUUACCUCACCCUGCUCCCUAUCACCCUCGCUCUCAACCACUUUCUCGGCGUCUGGCACGAAGGGCUGGUGAUCCACCUCCUCGCCUUCAUCUACAACGACCUCAGCGGCGGUAACGAGCUCUUUGUCCGCGACAUCAUUCUCGGCAUCUCGUUCGGGUAUAUCAACUCUGCCUCUCUCAAGAUUGUCCUCAUGGCUGGCAGCAGCAGCAGUAGCCCACAUCGCCACACCUGGACCUGGCUCAACCUCGUCAGCGUCCUAAUUGCCACCACCAUCGGUUGCCAGGAAUUCAAGAACCACAGGGACCACCCCAUCCCGGGGAACCAAGAGGGCAGCAGCGGUGAUAAGACCAUGAAGCGCAAAAAGACGCUAGCCAUCUUCCUCGGCGAAGCGGCGGUCCCGCGGGCACAGUUGGCCAUGAUGAUGCCGCUCUGGACGUUUGUUUGCGCGUGGUUCUGGCAGCUGAAGAUCACAGUCGCUGCCUAUUUUGUGCUCUACUCGCUGUUUCUGGCAAGUCGCGUACUCACGCAGAGGAGUGCGGGUGCCGAGGAGCGAACGUGGAGGCUUUGGGCGAGGUGGACGAUUGUGAUUUAUUUGAUCCCGCUUGUGGCUGCUUUGUCGACGGCUUGAGCUCUUGGCCUCUGGGCCUCCUCUGUGGUCAUGAGUGAGCAAGGGGUACAUCCUGGAAAACGCAGGUCUUUUCCAGACGACAUGAUGUUUCGUUGCCUGAAGGAGUCUCUGACGCGGGC